CGAGUAGGCACUUGAAAUUUGAACACAGCGUAGAUUCUGGCACAUAUAAAUACCCAAUGUUUUGCUGAAUGUAACGUCAUAAAGUUACAAUCUGUUGUUCUUAUUGAAAAGAAAAAUCAGAAUGAAACUAAUCAUCGCUUUUGGUGCCCUCAUCGUUGCUAUCAACGCUGCUUCUGAUCAGGAGUUGUGGGCUGAUUUCAAGAAAACUCAUGGAAAAACCUACAAGAGCCUGAGAGAAGAGAAACUCCGCUACAACAUCUUCCAAGAUACCGUCCGUGAAAUUACUGAACACAAUGUCAAAUACGAAAAUGGCGAGUCCACCUACUACCUAGCCAUCAACAAGUUCUCCGACAUGACAAAGGAAGAGUUCAAAGCCAUGCUGUUGAAAAACAUGGCUUCGAGGCCUAGCUUGGAGGGUAUGGAAGAAGCCAAUUUGACAGUCGGAGCUGCCCCUGAAUCCAUCGACUGGAGGACGAAGGGAGCUGUUCUUCCUGUCAGAAAUCAAGGAGGUUGUGGAGGUUGCUGGGCAUUCAGUGCCGUGGCCUCCACCGAAGGUCAAUUAGCAAUCAAAAGCGGUUCCCAGACUCCCCUGAGUCCCCAACAGCUGAUCGACUGCUCAACCAGCUACGGCAACGAGGGUUGUAAUGGCGGUUUGAUGACCAGUGCAUUCGAAUACAUUCAGAAAAAUGGCCUGGAGAGCGAUGCUGAUUACCCGUUUGCAGAAAAGGACAACAAGUGCAAAGUAAAUGAUGAAAAGAAAAGCAUUGUCAAAUUGGCCGGAUACAAGACAGUCGCUGCUUCAGAGGCGAUGUUGAAAGAGGCUGUUGGUACUAUUGGACCAAUCUCAGUCGGUGUCAACUCUGAUAAUUGGCAAUCAUACGGUGGUGGAAUUUUCAGCAAUUUACUGUGCUUGGGCUUCUCCCUCGACCACGGUGUGACUGCUGUAGGUUACGGAGAAGAAAAUGGUCACAAAUUCUGGAUUAUCAAAAAUUCUUGGGGAGAGGAUUGGGGAGAAUCUGGUUACAUUCGACUGAACCGUGAUACAUUCCACAACUGUGGUGUGGAGAAGAUGGCCAGCUAUCCCAUUGUUGCAUGAACUAACUUGGGAAUAUAUUGAAAUUGUUGUCAAUAAAGUUGAGCAUUAUUAAAAGUUCCGUGUGUUUCUUAUGUUCUUGAA
Phaedon cochleariae (mustard beetle) is the source of this 1177-nucleotide messenger RNA. The record is from the annotation of a GenBank genome assembly. Lineage: Eukaryota; Metazoa; Arthropoda; Insecta; Coleoptera; Chrysomelidae.